AGAUUUUUGAUCAUGAUGAACUAUCACUGUGCAGAAGCCUUUUCACAACUAUUACUGUGCAUCGUCUCGUCGCGUCGUUACUGUCUCGGAUAGAUUUCCAACGACUUUCUCCAACUAAGACGCCUUUUCUCUUUACAGGUCCACGACUCCUUCUAGAAAUUUAGACUUUGAAAAGUCCUAGAAGGUAUACCUCACUGUUGUAGUACCUACAACUACUGUGCAUUCACUCAUCAAAUCAACAAAAUUCCAUAUGUACUAGCUUUACUGAAGUCUGCUGGUUUAUCUAGUGGACCAACACCUAACCUAACCUAUAGACCACGAAGAAGAUUUUCCAAACAAGAACAUCAUCUUCCAGGAGAUUAUGCCAGUUGUGGUAGUUGUGUGGUGUCAUAUCUUCACUUCACUUCUUCUACUUUAUUUACCAGGAAAAAGUAGAAGAAGUGAAGAUAUGACACAGUUCGUGUUCACUUGGUAUUGUUCAAGAUGAAUUCUUGCAAUCUAUGAAGUCUUGAUGAUCCUUUGACCGUGGUUAAUUCUAUUCUGCUGAGUUAUACGUGUUGAUCUACUGAAUGCGAAUAGUCCCGAUGCUGGUGGUGGAAAAUCAUGAUUAAAAGGAAUUUCCAUUUUUGGUUUUGGUGAGCUUUCAACAUGAAUUUCAAUGUCAACUGCUCUCUGCGACGUUGUCUCCUGAUCGUGAAUUUUCACAGCACCGUUAAUUGAUGAGCACUCUGCUACUUGGUCUUCCAACUCCAGUCCCUUUGGAUGAUAGUACGAACUAGUGACGUAAUAAUUAUAAUGUUCUCUAAACGGAGGUUUCAAAUUAAGAACUAGAGAGACUUUCUGCCACUACUAUUUCAAGUAGCGACGUCUACACUCACUAGCUACUCUCACCUCCAGCUACAUUUACACAGCCACACAACAACAUCGGAUACCGAGUAUAACAAAAGAAUCCAAUAUCAGAAAAAAUGGAAGAUUCUGCGUCAACUCCCAUUCCUCCUGAGGAGGAUAAGCUUGCUCCCCCCUCAGAAAUCUUUUCCUUUGAGGUGUUAAAGACCGCGCGUGCCAACCAAGACGCGAAUGGGCUAAGACACAACGACCACUACCGUUAUCGUCAAUAUUGCACUAGAAGGCUCGCACGAUUGUACAAAAGUGCCAAGAGGACGCAUGGUACUAAGAUUAAGAUGUUGAACAUAUGCACAAGUAUUCAGAUGAAUGAGAGGCAGUUAUAGUCAGUAAGUUGCUAACAACCAGUAAAAAUUCCGUUAUCCUGUUUAAUAGUCCAUCAACUCCACCCAUCAAUUCGUCCAUAUCCAUCUUGCACCGCUACAACCCACAUCCAUGAUUCAAGGUAAAGGCAAGUUCAAGGACUCUCCCGUGACGGAGAUCAAGUCUCUCCAGGACUUGGAAAUCAUUUUAGUCCAGACCGAAAGAAACUGGAGCUUCUUCCAACAGCUCAAAGCAGACAAUGCCGUCAAGGCCCACUACAGCUACGCUACUCGGCAACACGGCGUUCGUUAAGGCUUGAUGCAAUUCAUUUCCAACUGCCAUUCUCUUCUGUUUCCCUCUUGGGAUUCUGAAGAAGUGAAGGCAAGAAAUGAGUUGUUUGGAACUCUCUCUAAGCUGGGAAGUUACGCAAAGCGAGCACCUGUGCCCGCAUGCUGAACCGAUUCGCGCAGCACACGUGUGAUUUGAGGACUCAGAAGCAAACGGAAGCGUAUGAGUUGUACAUGGAAGCCCUAUUGCUGAUGGAGCAGGAAAAAUUUCAAGAUGCGGGAUCCAAAUUGGAAAAGUACUUUUAGACUGCUCUUCCUUCUGGUUCACUUCUGCUUGUACUUGUUCUUGACAGCAAAAUGUUCCAUGUUGAACGUCUAGAAUUUUUUGGCACUUGUACUUGUUCUUGAUAGCAAAAUGUUUCAUGAACCACGAGUACUAGAAGUACUAUGUAUUAAUUUCGGUUCCAAGAACAUCUUCUUUCCGAAGCACUUCCGUCUUACAAAAAAUCAACUCCUAUAAACAAGGUGCAAAUCCGCCUACGAGCGUCUUGCCGCUGCCUCCAAGGAUUCCGAACUCUACCAGUCUAUGGUUACCGAAAUCGAACCAUUGCUCAAGCGAGCAUCCCACAAUGCAGGCGUUCUGGGGCUUGGAGGGUCUGCAGCAUCCAAGACUGCGUCCAAGCAGUCAUCCAAAUCUAGCCCAACGGACUCCGAGAUGGUUAUCUCGACCUACGAAUUUCGGGACAGCAUCGUUGACUGCUGCUCAGACCCAAUUCAUCAGCUGAUAGAGUCAGCUCUGGAAGCGAAAACAAAAGCGAGAAGUGUGCUGUCGUCUGCGAGUGGAGCCUCGUCUUCGUCGUCUUCCUUAAGGCAUUAUUCAACGGAAACCAUCUCAAAAAAUACUCAUCUCGCGGUCUGAAGAUUCUAUCCAAAGUCUAGAUACUGAUACCUGCUGCAUACCCAUAGUAUUCGUCAAAAUGUAUAUGGCAUAAGCAUACAUAGGUUAUUCAUAAUCCACUUUGAAGAACUUGUACCGAGACAAUCUUCAACCCUUCCUCUUCUAAUCUCUAGUACUGUAUUCGACGAAGCAGCUUCGCAGAUGCAACAAGCUCUCUCGAUUAUUCAUGAGGAAAUGCUGAAAACUGGAGAUAGGAUGAAGCCAUUAGAGAACAUGUGCCGAGAGCAGCUAGCGGCGAUUUAUCUUGGUACGAGGACCCUUUGUCUUUGCCUUUGUAAUUAUAUUCCCUUCUGUUAUAAUUGACUUUGACUAAGCUUUAGCUUUCAUGAAAAUUUCCUUGCCCUUACGCUUUAUCAUUCUUAUAUAUCAUUAUCUACUGUAACUGGACUGAAAUUUGAUGGAGCAACAGCAAAUAACACCACUCUCACUCACGCACAUUCAACACAGAGCGCGACAUGCUCUUUCUAUCCCGAUUGGCUGGCCGAUUGGGCGCGGUAGAAGACCUCGGAAGCAAAACCAUGAGGCCCGAAGAGGGUGUCCGAUUUGCCGAGUUAAUCAAGGCAGAGCUAGAGCGAUUACAGAAUCUCCCAGGCCAAUUCGAAGUCUCAUCUGCGCUUACGCUACUGAACAACGUGCGGGGAUUCUUUGUUGGUAGCUAAGAUUUUACCAAGCGGCUUGUCUGAUCCCAGUACAUUGUUCUAAAGUCAAUUCCCGGAUCGUCGACAUCCUUAAUAUCCUGAAUCGUCCAACCAUAACUCCUCCACAGGUCUCUGCUACAUGUGCUGUAAGAAGUACACUGAGGCAGCAUCCAUUUUGGAAUUAGUGCGUGGACGAAUGGAGAUGCAAGGCACUGAGGUGGAGGAACUUUCGGAACCACUAGCCAGGUUCGGGGAACUGUUGACAAAGCUGGGAGAGGAGUUGCCGAACAAAGCGACGUGGUAAAUGUCCAUUUUUUCUAUUAUUAAGCAGGGUAGGUUAAAGGUGCUUUUCUUACCGCUUUUUAUGCCUCUCCUAAGGGAGAAAGGCAUAACAAGCGGGGUAAGCGAGCACCAACAGCCUACCUCUAAUAUUACUAUGAUCUACAGAAGCAGAAGGGGUUUUCCUAGUUAGGUUAGCUGCUCCAUCACUACAUUACAACUAUUACUUAUAGUUUUACAAAGCUUCUACCUACUACCUAUUGCGAUGAGUGGACCGCAAUCGUCUAACUCUAACGCUAACCUUCGUUUAAAAACAAAAUGAUAAGUUAGCAAGUUAUAAAAGAUCCAGUUGUAGUACCAGAACUCAUUCUUAUAUUUAUACUAAAAUGAUCAAGAAAAUUAAUACUCUCAGCUGGCACGCUCGCGCUCUCGCUUUGUCGAUCACAACGACUGCCCCAGAAGUUUCUGGCUCAUCGAGCUCCUCCAGUGGCGGUCUCGCAUUCCCGUCAUCCUUGAAGCUCCAGACCCUCACUGUGCCACCUAUGAUCCUAGAUCUUGCUGGCAUGGAACUGCAGCCACCAAAUCUGAACGACCUGGUGCCGCAGAAGAAGGGAAAGAUCCGUAACCUUGGAGCAAAGGUAGCUGGUGCUUUGGGAGGACUCUUUGGACGAAGAGGUUGAGCCUCGCUUGGAUAAGGACAGCUCUCAAACAAUGGUGCGAUUUUUUUGUAACCGUACUCUCUCCUGUUCCCAUGACAUCGCAGACACUUUUUUUGAGAUGAUUGAAGCGUUAUAAUGUUGUGCAGACGGUGGGUCCCUCCUCUCACACCAUAUUGGACGUUUGAUAACCUUCUCCCCUGGUGGUGAUUCGAUGGCUAUGUUUCGAAUGCUCAUCGUCCCUAACCCGCAAACGCAAAUCUCUUUUCAACAUUUACGUAGAAACAUCCCAAGAGCUCAACACUUUCCCUCGUAAGCGUGUACCAAACGAAGACCAAGAGGCAAGCACCAU
Amoebophrya sp. A25 is the source of this 4376-nucleotide messenger RNA. The record is from the annotation of a GenBank genome assembly. Lineage: Eukaryota; Dinophyceae; Syndiniales; Amoebophryaceae.